CCCAGACAGACCCGCCGUUGCAGGGUGACUACUUCUCCCUCCUCCAGCGACUGAAAGAGGAGACUUACAUGUACAAACAGAACAAGGAUCUGAAACAGGUACAGAGCAGGAUGCCAUGGUCUAAGCAACAGCCUCACUCUCCACCUCUGGCCAGUCCUCUUCCCAGAGGCCCUAGCAGCAGAGUCCCACCACUUCCUGGAGUUCCCAGUAGCAGCAGCAGGGUUUUAGCGUCGGGUCGUACCCAGCGUGGACUGAGCCAGCACUCCAGCCACAGGAUGGCGUCCUCCUCCCAGAAGACUAAACACACCCCUGCCAUCAUCAAGGGCCAUCGCCACUUAAGCUACGGAGGAUCCGUCCCACCUGAGAACAUCACCAUUCAACAGUUUUAUGACCUUACACCUACCAAGAAAAGUAACGUCCGCCUCAACGACCAGCUUAUACCAAAACCAACGGACAUCAACAUCGCAGAGAUAAUGAUAAAGGUUCCAAUUCCAAAAGAACAUCCGUAUCAGGCCCACAUCUCCCGCUUCGCCCUGUUCCCAACGUUCCGCUCACCAGACGACCCCGACACAGGCGUGAGAGCUGCGUCCCUACGACCCCUGAACCCCCUCAUCCCGUCCUCUGCUCCAGAGAUCACCGUGCUGAGAAAGACAAAAGGAGGUCCUUAUCGUCAUGAGGUACUGGAGGCACCCAUGACAACCAGGAAGAAAACCAUCUCAUGGCCAGGACAACAUGGCUUCCUGGAUCACCCCAAGCCAGUUAAGGGCGAGGCCCAGACCCAGGUAUUCUACCCCAAGUCCCAGAAGACAGUGUUUCCCAACCCCACAUUGCGUGACUGGGACGUCACGCUGUCUGAACGAACAGCCAACAUGCUCCGCAACGUGGAGAAGUCCCACUGGGUCACCUCCUACCAGUUUCACUACACAGGCACUGGGUCUACUAAUCCCUGGAGGUUGGAUGACUACCAUGAGAACACCGUUGACAUGAUCACUGGGAAGAUGACUCCCUACACAACACAGCUGAGGGAGCGAUCCCACCCCGUCCUGCUGCCCCCUAAACCACGAGACGGGCGCAAGGCCAGAAUACGCCAGGGCCGUCAUAUGGUGGAGAGCACCUACCACCCUCCUGUCACUGCCCCAGCAGCAGAGUCCCACAGCACAGACCAGACUUCCACACAGAAUCACCCUGCUGGGCCUCUGGGAACUAUGUCUGGUCACCAAAGUCAUCGGGAGAUAAAGGGGAACCCUUCUACUCAGGACGGCCAUCCCAACAACAGCCACGGCCACUCAGAGCUCAGUCUAGCCAGGCCUGGGGCUGGAGAUGUGUCUGGGCUGGAACCUGCUCAGGUGUCUGGCUAUGUGUUCCCUGGUCACCACCUUCAAGAUCAAGGCUCCGGGUGUGAGAGGUGUGGGGAGGAGAGGUGUGGGGAGGAGAGGUGUGGGGAGGAGAGGUGUGGGGAGGAGAGGUGUGAGUGCCAGGUCAAGGAGGUCAGAGAAGGGCUCCAUCACCCAGGGCCAGGGGCAUCAGACCCCCAGCAGAGCAGCCAGGCUCCCAGAGCCUCUCUGGAGAAGGUCACAGACACAGAGAGCUCUCUGGCCUUGUACAGCCGCCAGCUGCCCCAUUCUCCCCUGAAUGAGACCACAGAGGUCACCAAAGAGAAUAACACCCAGAGAGAGGUAUGGUACGAGGACGUUCCUCGCAGCAAGAAGCAGAGCUACACAGCAUCAGGGGGUAACCUGUUCAGCCUGAGCCAGCCAGCUCCAGCAUUGGCUACUAACAACACAGGGGCGGCAUAUGAAUCUGAGACGGAGCUGUCUGCUGCUGAUCUGGUCUCUCCCAACAUCCGUAACUGGCGUUCUGGCGGGAAUUUAGUUCUGGGUUCUGAGAUGACUGUCAAUCAGACCCUUGAAGAACAGGAUCGGGAGUGGCAGAACAGAGAGAUCCCCAUCCCACGCAGUAUCUCCAACCCCUGUAUCCAACCCCGUCCACAUGCCCUGCCUUCCACCCACCCAGGGGAGAGGGGCCGGUGCCAGCUGGCCCUGUUGGAGCUCCAGGACUCCUUCAGUAAGUCGGAGGCCCAUCAUCUCUUCCACAGCUCCCUCCAGGGGGGCGCGGUCAACCUGCAGGACAAUGUACACACCGGGAGAAAGCACCGCUUCUACGGAUUCAACUCCUUCUAUUUCCACAACUGAGCACUGCAUUGUAGACCUACCACUAUGCCCACAGUCUGUAGGGAGUGGAAGACAUCAGAGGGCUUAGUGAGUUGAAUGGGUCUACGGUCUACAACGUUAUCUCUUCAUGAUGGGAAAUCCAACCAUAUACUGUUGCUUACUCAAAGCUACUGACACGGUUUGCUUAUGAUGUCUGUCUUAUCAUGUCUGUCUUAUCAUGUCUGUCUUAUCAUGUCUGUCUUAUCAUGUCUGUCUGUCUUAUCAUGUCUGUCUUAUCAUGUCUGUCUGAUGUCUGUCUGAUGUCUGUCUUAUCAUGUCUGUCUUAUCAUGUCUGUCUUAUGUCUGUCUUAUCAUGUCUGUCUUAUCAUGUCUGUCUUAUCAUGUCUGUCUGUCUUAUCAUGUCUGUCUUAUCAUGUCUGUCUUAUCAUGUCUGUCUGUCUUAUCAUGUCUGUCUGAUGUCUGUCUGAUGUCUGUCUUAUCAUGUCUGUCUUAUCAUGUCUGUCUUAUCAUGUCUGUCUUAUCAUGUCUGUCUGAUGUCUCUUAUGAUGUCUAUCUUUCCAUGUGCAGAUGGUUCUAAUAAAAUC
Messenger RNA from Oncorhynchus masou masou (cherry salmon), 2755 nucleotides. RefSeq lists its product as uncharacterized. The record is from RefSeq and is a predicted model, not a curated record. Lineage: Eukaryota; Metazoa; Chordata; Actinopteri; Salmoniformes; Salmonidae. Gene Ontology annotation, cellular component: centrosome. The transcript is spliced from 9 exons. Bases 69 to 2192 code for a protein of 707 amino acids.